AGCUCAACCAGCUCGGUCCUUUACCCACCCGACUUUAUCAAAUCAAGAUGAAAACGUUAUUUUUGUUGCUUCUCUUCUGUCACGUUUCAUCAGCAGUGAAACACUCUCUGAAAUAUUUUAUAACUGGAUCAAGUGGAGUCACAAACAUAUCAGAACUUGUGGCAGCUGUUGUGGUUGAUGGAAGUCUGGCUAUUUACUGCGACACCAACAAAAAGAUAUUAGAACCAAAACAGGACUGGAUGAAAAAAGUAUUUGAAGAUGAUCCUCAGCACUUUGAGUGGGCCACUCAGGAGUGUUUUCAGAGAGGGCCAAACAAAUUCAAAGUCAGGAUUCAGAAUUUGAAGCAGCGCCUCAACCAAAGUGAAGGUGUCCACAUUUUACAGGAGAUGUUUGGUUGUGAGUGGGAUGAUGAGACUGGAGAGGUUAAUGGUUUUAUGCAGUAUGGUUAUGAUCGAGAAGACUUCAUAUCUUUCGACCUGAAGACAUUGACAUGGAUCGCUCCGAAACCUCAGGCUGUCACCACCAAACUGAGAUGGGAUAAUGACAAAGCUAGAAUAAAAUACAAUGAGAAUCACCUCACUAUGAUUUUCCCGGGGUUCCUCAAGAAGUAUUUGGACUAUGGCAACAGCUCUCUGCAGAGAAAAGAGCUUCCCUCUGUGUCUCUCCUCCAGAAGACUCCCUCCUCUCCAGUCAGCUGCCACGCUACAGGUUUCUACCCUGACAGUGCCACACUCAUCUGGAGGAAAGAUGGAGUGGAGAUUCAUGAGGACGUGGACCACGGAGAGAUCCUCCCCAACCACGAUGGAUCCUUCCAGAUGAGUGUUGACCUGAACCUUUCAUCAGUCACACCUGAAGACUGGAGGAGGUACGACUGUGUGUUUCAGCUCUCUGGUGUGAAGAACAUCGUUAUCAGACUGGACAAAGCAGAGAUCAGGACCAAUGAAGAGAAGCCUUCUGAUCCGACCAUUCCCAUCACUGCUGCAGUGGCUGCUCUGGUUGUCGUCCUUAUGGCUGCUACUGGAUUCAUUGUUUACAAAAAGAGGAAAGCUAAACGCCCUCCAUGUCCUCCUGACAACAGCUCCGAGCUCUCUGAGAAACUGAAUCCAGAAACCUGAUUUACAAACACAUUGUGCACACAGUGAAUUACUGCAAAUGGGACGGCAAAGCAAUUCAUUCUGUGACGUGAACUAUUCACAUCUGCAGUUAAACAACACCUGAUAUUAUAAAUAAGAGAGCCACAUUGUUUCCUAAUCCAUUCCACAACUGUAAGCUUUUAAGAAAAUCUUUGCUGAAACCCUUUUUUACUGGAGUAUUUACAGAAAAUAGUAUUUUUCAAAUGAGAUUAAAUAGUUUUAAUCAUAAGUUUUAAAUUUUUUCUCUCCUUCUUGUUUAUUUUAUUUCUACUUUAUUUUAAUACUUUUUUGGUAAAGGCUACAAAAAAAUGUUGCCUUGGAAGGAUUGAUUUGUUGUUAUUUAAUUUAAUACAUAUUUUAUGUGUUGUUUCAGUUUUGCUAUGUGAAGCACUUUUGUAUAGGACUCAUAGACCGCGGAACCGGGGAGGCCAGGGGGGCAAUGGCCCGGGUAACUUUUGUACUCUGAAAAAAACUAUUAUUAUCAUUAUAUGAAUAAAAGCCUAAGUUGUA
This is a messenger RNA of Dicentrarchus labrax (European seabass), 1643 nucleotides long. Its product is annotated as major histocompatibility complex class I-related gene protein-like. Gene Ontology annotation, cellular component: external side of plasma membrane. Bases 48 to 1115 code for a protein of 355 amino acids. The record is from RefSeq and is a predicted model, not a curated record. NCBI's taxonomy places the organism in Eukaryota, Metazoa, Chordata, Actinopteri, Moronidae. Gene Ontology annotation, biological process: immune response. The transcript has 7 exons.